This is a messenger RNA of Magnolia sinica, 934 nucleotides long. RefSeq lists its product as uncharacterized. Bases 1 to 717 code for a protein of 238 amino acids. The transcript is spliced from 5 exons. NCBI's taxonomy places the organism in Eukaryota, Viridiplantae, Streptophyta, Magnoliopsida, Magnoliales, Magnoliaceae. Gene Ontology annotation, molecular function: lipid binding. The record is from RefSeq and is a predicted model, not a curated record.
AUGCAGCCGAGCACUCCAGCACCUGUUACUCAAUCCUGGUCCAUCAGUGAUGAAUCCUUAGGAAGGUAUGUCUACUUUGCAAGCGAGAGCUGCAUACAGGAGCUCUUGUCCGCUUCAGAUGCAAGCCGGUCUGACACCGCCGACAAAUGGAAGAUUCUUGCACUCGAAAAUGGCAUCGAGAUAUCAAAGCGCCGAUCGGGCUCCUUUCACAUCUUUCGCAGCCGUUGGUUGCUUAGAUCAGUCUCGCCCCAACAGUUCAUAACUGUCGCUAAUGCCAUCGACGCUGCAAAGCAAUGGGACCCUGACCUGGUAGAAGCCAAGUACAAAAAGGACAUCUGCCACAACCUCAGCAUCAUAAGGCUCAGGUUCGGCGACACGUCGAAGCCAGUUUUCAAGAACAGGGAAUUCACUGUCUACGAGCGACGUGAAACCAUGGAUGAUGGAACUCUGGUGGUUGCGGUCGCAUCGCUUCCGAAAGAGAUAGCGGCCGGGCUGCAACUGAAGCAGCAAAACUUGAUCAGAGGGUUCUUGCUGCAGUCAGGAUGGGUGGUGGAGAAGCUAGAAGACGAUUCAUGCAUGGUAACUUACAUAGUUCAGUUGGAUCCGGCAGGAUGGCUACCGAAGUUCUUCGUGAAUCGGCUCAACACAAGGUUGGUCAUGAUCAUCGAUGAUCUAAAGAAAUUAGCGCAAGCUUGUCGAGUCGAUGGCCCCAUCUGAUUCAUUUAUUUUGGAAUGUUUGGAUACACUAUUGGAUUGAAUUGCAGUUAUUUAAUCUAAUUAAGUGGAAAUAGCUAACGUGUAAUUUCCUUAGCAUCCAUGGGUUGUGUUUGGACAGCUCUAAAUCUGUAACUCAGAUGUGAUUUACCUAAAUACUAGUGUAGUCAAUGGCACCGUUUGGAUUGGAAAAAAGAAAUGUAACUGAAAUAUUAAGCUU